Molecule: messenger RNA, 1045 nt
Organism: Polistes dominula (European paper wasp)
Lineage: Eukaryota; Metazoa; Arthropoda; Insecta; Hymenoptera; Vespidae
Product: leukocyte receptor cluster member 1 homolog
Source: RefSeq, a predicted model, not a curated record
AUUUAAAUAGUGUUCAUUUCUUGGAAGAAACAAGUUCAUAACAAAAAUGAAUAUUUUACCUAAAAAAAGAUGGCAUGUUCGGACAAAAGAAAAUAUAGCUCGUGUAAGACGAGAUGAAGCAAAAGCUGCUGAAGAAGAACGAGUUAAAAAAGAACGUAUACAAAAAGCUGAAACUGAAGCACGCAUUGAUUUUUUAAGACAACAAGCAAGAACUAAAUAUGAUGGACGAGCUGAUACAUCUAACAUUAAAGCAGAAGUAUCUACUGAAACAUUAGAACAUGUUAAUUUCUUUUCUGAUCUUGAGAAAGGUAAAAUUGAUUAUAAUAAACCAAAUACAGAACACGAGAAAGAAAAGAAAGAGGAAAAAGAAAAAUAUGAAAAACAAAUUGGCUAUCUUACAUAUCUUGGACAAGAUACAAAUGAAGCAUUAAAAAAGAAGAACUGGUACGAAGAAUUACCUAAAAGAUUAAAUGAUAAGGAUGAGGAUAUCGAAGUAGAAAUAAGAAAAAAGGUUUUGCACGACCCUAUACAAGAUAUAAAGAAGUACUUAAACAUAAUGGGUAGUAGUCAUUCAGAAAAGCAAAUAAAGACUGAAAAAACUAAUAUUAAAAAGCGACAUCAUGAUUUAGAUGAUUCAGAUAGUGAUACGGAAAAGAGGCAUUCUGAAAAGAAAAAUAAAAAACAUAAGAAAUAUAAAAAACAAAAGAAAGAAAAAAGUGAUAUUUCCAAUGAAUCUUUAGAAAAAUCUAAAACUCCAACAAACUUAGAAAAAUUAAGAGCUGAAAGAUUAUUAAGAGAGAGAAAGGAGAAAUUAAGAGUGGAAGCAUUGUUUGCUAAAUUACGUGGAGAUCCCUUGCCUGCUACCAAAUCUGAAGAAACACCUAAACCUUCUCUUAAACAAAAAUAUAAUUCACAAUUUUUCCCAGAAAUUGCUAGACAAAAUGCAGAAAGAACACCUCGUAAUUAAUUUCACAAAUGUAUAUAAUAUGUAUAUAGAAUUAGGCACUUAACUUAAUCACUUUAAAUAAUUUUUAAAUUAUGCGUU